UGGAAAAUAAUUUCUGGUACUGUAAAAGAGUUAUAUUUUAAAGUAACUAGUUUGAAAGAUGGCCAAAGUUACGAGUUCAGAGUAAGUGCCGUCAACAAAGUAGGUCAAGGUCAACCAUCUGCUCCAUCAGUUCCAGCUAAAUAUUCCCCGCCUGGUCCACCGUCUGCUCCCGAAGUCAGCAACAUUUUACCAACUUCAUGCACCUUGCAGUGGACCUGUCCUACGGACGAUGGUGGCUCCCCUGUCCUCGGCUACCAUGUUGAAAGAGCUCUAGUUUCUGAUGCUCCUUCAGGGCCUCUUAGAUGGAUAUCCGUCAACAAAGAAAUCAUUCCGGACACUAAACUUAAUGUAAAAGAUUUGGUGGAAGAUAAUAAAUACGUUUUCAGAGUAACUGCUGAAAAUAAAGUUGGUAGAGGCCAACCGAGUGCUCCAUCACAACCAAUGGUUGCCAAAAAUCCAUUUGGUAAGCCGGGAACACCGGAAAUGAAAGAAUCAACCAAAAGUUCGAUCGCGCUAACUUGGACGCCUCCAACAGACGAUGGUGGAAGUGAAAUUACAAAUUACGUCAUUGAGAUGAAGUUGGAAGAUUCAGUGAGAUGGGAGAAAGCCACAAACGAUAAGAUCAAGGACACUUUUUAUGUAGUAAAAGGACUUAAAGCUGACAAAAUGUAUGAUUUCAGAGUAGCGGCUGAGAAUACAGCCGGCGUUGGACCUUUUGCCGAAACUGAACAGCCGAUCCAAACUGAGGACAAAAUAGUUCCGCCAUCGUUAUCAUCGGACAAACCGCUGAAUGAACCUCUGGUGUUUAACGCUGGAUCUCAGUUGGGUGUUGAGUUGAAGUUUACCGGCUCCCCAACACCAUCCAUCAAAUGGCUCCUUUCUGAAGAGCCGCUGAAUGGAUCGCUGUUUACGGUCACACAAGACACCACUUCACUGCUUGCCAAGAAAUGCAGUGUUAAAGUUGCUGGUGUUUAUCGUGUUCAGGCAAUCAACGAAGUCGGAGAAGCCGAAAUGUCAUUUGAAAUCGUUGUGUUAGACAAACCUUCAGCACCUCUCAACCUCCAAGUAAAGAAAGCAACAAGUGAAUCAGCGGUUGUUACAUGGGAUGAACCUGAAUCCAAUGGCGGAAGUGGCAUCCUCAAGUAUAUCGUAGAAAAACGUGAAGCAUCAAAAAGCAGUUGGGUGACCGUGUCAUCAUUUAGCAAGGAAACCAUGCAAGCCACAGUUGACAAAUUGUACGAAGGCAAUCAAUAUUUCUUUCGCGUGUCAGCCGAGAACAAAAUCGGCGUGGGACCUGCCGCCGAAACAAACCAACCUUACGUCGGUGGACAUGGGUUUGUUCCCCCAGGGAAACCACGCAAUUUGAAUGCGGACGAAGUCACAAAUAAAUCAUGUCUUUUAAAGUGGGCAGUUCCAGAAUCAGAUGGAGGUUCACCAAUCAGUGGAUACCAUAUUGAACUGUUGCAACAGGGAGGUCACGGAGGAAAGUGGAUGAGGAUAACAAAAUCACCAGUCGCUGACCUUCAGCACCGAGUAACUGACCUUUCAGAUAAAGCAUCAUAUCUCUUCAGAGUGAUCGCAGUUAACAAAGCUGGACCUGGUGAGCCUUCA
Molecule: messenger RNA, 1611 nt
Organism: Helobdella robusta
Lineage: Eukaryota; Metazoa; Annelida; Clitellata; Rhynchobdellida; Glossiphoniidae
Exons: 6
Molecular function (GO): protein binding
Source: RefSeq, a predicted model, not a curated record